CGGAAGCACUCAACCACACAAAAGUAAAAGGUUCAACAAAAGAAAAGUAAAAGAGAAAAGAGAAUGUUCCAAACUUUGAACCUUUUAAUUGAAGUUAAGGGCAGGAAGGAAGCACGCAAGAACACUACACAUACACCACAUUUAUCAAAGAUUAUAUUAUUUAUUUAUUGUUUCUGAAAAUUUAAUGUAAGACCACAAAAUGUAGACAAGAGACAAGACUCUUCUCAUUUCUCUAAUUUUGAAAUCUUAAUCUUCAAUCCGACUCCCCUCCUGCUUCUUCAGCUGUCUACAGUAGCCCCACGCGGUGUUCUCCGGCGUCUCCCUCUGACAACUCACUUCCUCCUCUUCUUAUUUAGUAUCUUUCUCUUUGUUUAUUUGAUAGGGUUCCAGGAGGAGGGGGAGGUUGUCAAUUUAAUUGAAAGUUUAAAAAGAAAAAGAAUGGGAGAAGGCUCUGAGGAAUCAGGAAAAGAAGGUGCAAACUGUGAGGGUCGUGUAAGGGAAGACAGUGAAUAUGUGAGGCUUGUCAUACCCAAUGCUUCAAAUCCAGGGUUACCUCAACAAAUUCACAUCUUGCACCCUCAACCUAAUCCAUCAUCAACUAAAUCUUUCCUUUGGUGGACCAAAGCUCUUGCAUUUUCCUUUCUCGUCAUUCUUCUUCUUCUUGCUUUCUUCAAAUGGGGUCUGCCCUUCCUUUUUCAGAAGGUUCUCUUCCCAAUCCUGCAAUGGGAAGCAACUGCUUUUGGCCGUCCUGUCCUUGCCCUUGUGCUCAUUGCUUCCUUGGCCGUGUUCCCUAUCUUCUUAAUUCCUUCAGGACCUUCCAUGUGGUUGGCCGGGAUGAUAUUUGGAUAUGGCAUGGGGUUCGUUAUCAUCAUGGUUGGAACAACUAUUGGAAUGAUUUUACCUUAUUUGAUUGGGCUAUUGUUCCGUGACCGCAUCCAUCAAUGGUUGAAAAGAUGGCCCCAGAAAGCUGCUAUGAUCAGACUUGCUGGAGAAGGGAGUUGGUUUCAUCAAUUUCGAGUGGUUGCACUCUUUAGGGUUUCACCAUUUCCAUACACAAUUUUCAACUAUGCAAUAGUAGUAACGAGUAUGAGAUUUUGGCCCUAUUUAUGUGGUUCCAUCGCUGGAAUGGUACCAGAAGCUUUUAUCUACAUCUAUAGUGGUCGGUUAAUAAGGACAUUUGCUGAUGUGAAAUAUGGGAACCAUCACUUGACUACUGUGGAAAUCAUAUACAAUGUCAUCUCCUUUAUUAUUGCUAUCAUUACCACGGUUGCUUUCACUGUUUAUGCAAAAAGAGCUUUGAAGGAGCUUGAAGGGAUAGAAACUACUGAAGAAGUCCCUGCUUCGCACCAAGGCAGUUAUGAGAUGGGAAAGCUUCCACUAGAAAGGCCCGCUCAGGUAGGUCUGUCAUCUUUUUCAUUGUAGUCAGAACGCAAAAUAUUUUUACCUGUAAAGAAAAAGGAAAAAGAAGAAAAAAAGAAGCUGAUAUAGUAGAGGGGUUUUGCUUUUCCUGAUAAUUUGUAGUAUUUUCUCCUUUCCUCUUUUUUAUUUUUGAUUUUUAGGUUACUUCAUCUGUAAUUAAAAAAUAGAAUGUAGACAAGAAAUUAAUGAUUCUAAUGGGCAUUCUGUGGCACCAUUUCACAGACCA
Molecule: messenger RNA, 1645 nt
Organism: Ricinus communis (castor bean)
Lineage: Eukaryota; Viridiplantae; Streptophyta; Magnoliopsida; Malpighiales; Euphorbiaceae
Product: transmembrane protein 64
Exons: 5
Coding region: 439-1422 (327 amino acids)
Source: RefSeq, a predicted model, not a curated record